This is a messenger RNA of Oryza brachyantha (malo sina), 2734 nucleotides long. Its product is annotated as boron transporter 1-like. Gene Ontology annotation, biological process: transmembrane transport; monoatomic ion homeostasis; monoatomic anion transport. NCBI's taxonomy places the organism in Eukaryota, Viridiplantae, Streptophyta, Magnoliopsida, Poales, Poaceae. The coding region runs from base 312 to 2447 and encodes 711 amino acids. Gene Ontology annotation, cellular component: plasma membrane. Gene Ontology annotation, molecular function: solute:inorganic anion antiporter activity. The record is from RefSeq and is a predicted model, not a curated record. The transcript is spliced from 12 exons.
CUCAAUCCAUUGCCCUCUGAGACUCUGAAAGUCUUAAGCUUUGCCUUGCUCACUCAAAUCUUUGCUUCUUCCUAUGCUAGCACACCCCAUGCUCUUGUUGCCCUUGUAGCAUUGGCUCCAGCUUCCUCCUCCAUGGAUCCACGCUAAAUGCAUUGCAGGGUUGCAAAUUGGUAGCAUUUCAUCCCUGUUGCAUCUGCUGCAACAUGUAAGCAGGGUCCUCAUUUGACACCCAGGGUUGGACAUCUGAAUACAGCUCUCAGAUCUUUGGUUUGUCUGAGAAAAAAAAAAGGAAGCACUUUGGGGUCCAAGAAAUGGAGGAGAGCUUCGUGCCCCUCCGGGGCAUCAAGAACGACCUCCAUGGGAGGCUCCAGUGCUACAGGCAGGAUUGGACCGGAGGGUUCCGUGCCGGUAUCAGGAUCCUUGCGCCGACCACUUACAUAUUCUUCGCUUCGGCCAUACCGGUGAUAUCGUUCGGAGAGCAAUUGGAGAGGAACACUGAUGGAGUUCUGACAGCAGUGCAGACAUUGGCAUCCACAGCCCUGUGUGGCAUAAUCCACUCCUUUCUUGGAGGGCAGCCCCUGCUGAUCCUCGGAGUCGCCGAGCCGACGGUGCUCAUGUACACAUUCAUGUUCAACUUUGCCAAGGACAGGCCUGACCUUGGCCGGGGGCUGUUCCUUGCUUGGACCGGCUGGGUGUGUGUCUGGACUGCAAUCUUGCUGUUCUUGUUGGCGAUACUCGGCGCGGCCUCAAUCAUCAACCGGUUCACCCGCAUCGCGGGCGAGCUGUUUGGGCUCCUGAUUGCAAUGCUCUUCAUGCAGCAGGCUAUCAAGGGGCUUGUUGAUGAGUUCCGCAUCCCUGAGAGGGAGAACAGAAAGGCACUAGAGUUUAUUCCGUCUUGGAGAUUCGCCAAUGGAAUGUUUGCUAUUGUCUUGUCGUUUGGCCUUCUACUUACUGCACUGCGGAGCAGAAAGGCUCGAUCAUGGCGCUAUGGGACAGGUUGGCUUCGUGGCUUCAUCGCGGACUACGGUGUCCCACUGAUGGUGCUAGUAUGGACAGGAGUUUCCUACAUACCAUAUAGUAGUGUUCCAAAAGGAAUUCCGCGGCGCCUUUUCAGCCCUAACCCAUGGUCCCCUGGUGCAUAUGAUAAUUGGACAGUCAUUAAGGACAUGCCAAAUGUACCACUCCUCUACAUCCUUGGUGCUUUCAUACCAGCAACGAUGAUAGCUGUCCUGUACUACUUUGAUCACAGUGUCGCUUCUCAGCUUGCUCAGCAGAAGGAGUUCAAUUUGAGGAAGCCCCCAUCUUUUCAUUACGACUUGCUUCUCCUGGGCUUCCUGACAUUACUGUGUGGCCUUAUUGGUAUCCCUCCGGCGAAUGGUGUCAUUCCGCAGUCUCCAAUGCACACGAAGAGCUUGGCUACUCUCAAACAUCAACUACUCCGCAACCAACUAGUAGCCACAGCCCGACAAAGCAUGCGCCAGAAUGUGAGCUUGAGCCAACUUUAUGGCAGCAUGCAGGAAGCUUACCAGCAGAUGCAGACACCACUGAUCUACCAGCAACAGUCAGUCAAGGGUUUAAAUGAGCUCAAGGACUCAACAGUCCAAAUGGCUUCAAGCAUGGGCAACAUUGAUGCGCCAAUUGAUGAGACGAUCUUUGACAUAGAGAAAGAAAUCGAUGACCUGCUGCCUAUUGAGGUCAAGGAGCAAAGGUUGAGCAACUUGCUCCAGGCCAUGAUGGUUGGGGGUUGUGUCGCUGCUAUGCCAUUGCUCAAAAAGAUCCCAACUUCUGUCCUAUGGGGCUACUUUGCCUUCAUGGCCAUUGAGAGUUUGCCUGGAAACCAAUUCUGGGAGAGGAUAUUGCUGCUCUUCACUGCUCCCAGCAGAAGAUACAAGGUGUUAGAAGAGUACCACACAACGUUUGUCGAGACUGUGCCAUUCAAGACGAUAGCCAUGUUCACACUCUUCCAGACAACAUAUCUACUCGUCUGCUUUGGGAUCACAUGGAUCCCGAUUGCCGGGGUUCUUUUCCCCCUCAUGAUCAUGCUGCUGGUUCCAGUCAGGCAGUACAUCCUCCCAAAGCUCUUCAAAGGUGCACAUCUGACUGAUCUGGAUGCAGCAGAGUACGAAGAGUCACCAGCCAUACCAUUCAUUGCCGCGCAAGAUAUCGAUGUUGCAUUGGCACGCACCCAGAGUGCAGAAGUCCUUGACAACAUUGUCACUAGAAGCCGCGGUGAAAUCAAGCGCCUGAACAGUCCUAAGAUCACCAGCUCAGGUGGCACACCAGUGUCAGAACUUAAAGGCAUCCGCAGCCCUUGUAUCUCUGAGAACACAUAUAGCCCUCGGAUCACCGAGUUGAGGCAUGACCGCAGCCCUCUAGGGGGAAGAAGCAGCCCAAGGACUGGCGAAACUCGACCAUCGAAGUUGGGUGAAGGCUCAACACCAAAGUGAAGCAAUGAUGUUACAUUGCUCAUAUAAGCUAUGCAACUACUUGAAAUCAGCUGCUAUACUAAUGAUUUCAGUAUAACUAUGGCCUAUGGCUAUAUGAGAUGUCUUGUGAGCAAGUAUCAAGUAUGAGAGUCUAUGAGAAUGUUUAUGUAUAUCUCUAGCAUUAGCAUAUCAGCCUUCCCCUUUUUUCCAUGUGUUUCCUGAUUUAAGGGAGCACCAUAUGUGUAAUCUCUGAACGACCAGAAUAUUAGAGUGACUACUUGGAAAUCUUUGGAGUUUCAUUUGCUACA